GCAGCUCCCAGGUUGCCCCACUAAACGUGCCUUACCCCUCCUCUUCUGCGUUUUAAAGGUUCCAAGUGGAAUACAAUGCAAAGAAUGUAGUUUCUGUCAGUCUGGUUGAGCUGUCCAGGGGAGUAAGAAGCAGGUCUGUCCAACUCGACAUACCACACUGUUUAUUUCAGACGGAGGAGAAGAAAUCUUGCAAAAGGACAACAGGGACCACUCCAUAUUUCUGCAUGUCUCCUGCUGCCAUUAUAAUCAUUUCUAGCAUCUGCUAAAGGAAAGAAUGUCCAAACUGAGAGAUCGGUCUACAGAGGAUCACCGAAUGCCCUUAAACAGUUAAUUUUGUUCGACCAUCACCAUGGGAGGAUGUUUCUCCAAACCUAAACCAGCUGAGGUAAAAGUUGAAGUUGUUUUGCCAGAGAAAGAAAGGGAAAAAGAAGAGCUCUCACCCAAUGGCAAAGCCAGUCCACUAGCCUACAAAACGAAUGGAACGACGAGGCACUAUCAUCAUGAGGAAAGGCCCAUUGUCCUCAAUCCGUACACAAACCCCAAGGAUGUGGUGGAAGCCUCAGUAUGCCAUGUGAAGGACCUGGAGAACGGACAGAUGCGUGAGGUUGACAUGGGAUGUGGUAAAGCCUUACUAAUUAAACAGAAUGGGGAGUACUACGCAAUGGGACACAAGUGUCCCCACUAUGGAGCUCCACUAGUGAAAGGUGUGUUGUCUAAAGGUCGAGUACGGUGCCCAUGGCAUGGUGCAUGCUUUAACAUAGCAACAGGGGACAUAGAAGAUUUUCCAGGCUUAGAUGGUCUGCCAAAAUUUCAGGUGAAGAUAGAGAAGGAGCGAGUUUAUAUAAGAGCAAGCAAACAGGCUCUUCAAUCACAGAGAAGGACAAAAGUUAUGGCAAAAUGUCUAGCUCUCAGUAACUAUAGCACUGCGAUUACCAACAUUCUGAUCAUUGGAGCAGGACCUGCUGGUUUAGUAUGUGCCGAAACUCUAAGGCAGGAGGGAUUCUCUGACAGGAUUGUAAUGUGCACCUCAGAAAAAUAUUUGCCCUAUGAUCGAUCCAAAUUAAGUAAAUCUAUGGAUUCUCAGGCUGAUCAGAUUUUGCUUCGCUCUAAGGAGUUCUUUCACACGUAUGACAUUGAAGUUCUGACAGAAACACAGGUCAUCAGUGUGGACACGAAGAGUAAGAUGGUGGUUUUCAAGGAUGGAUUCCGAAUGGAAUACAAUAAACUGCUGAUUGCAACUGGAAGCACCCCCAAAACGCUCACAUGUAAAGGAAAAGAGCUGGAUAAUGUAUUUACACUAAGAACUCCUGAGGAUGCCAACAGGGUGGUGAAGCUGGCAAGCAGCAGGAAUGCAGUGAUUGUUGGAGCAUCCUUCUUGGGUAUGGAAGUAGCAGCAUAUCUGUGUGAAAAGGCUCACUCUGUCUCUGUGGUAGAACUGGAGAAUAUUCCCUUCAAGAAAUUCCUGGGGGAAAAGGUUGGACUUGCCAUUUUAAAGAUGUUCGAAAACAAUCGAGUAAAGUUCUACAUGCAGACAGAAGUUUCAGAACUAAGGGAACAAGAAGGAAAGCUGAAAGAAGUGGUGCUGAAGAGUGGAAAGGUACUCAGGGCUGACGUAUGUGUGAUUGGCAUAGGAGCAAGUCCUACGACAAGUUUUUUAAAACAGAGCGGCAUCACCAUUGACUCCAGAGGUUAUAUUCCAGUUAAUAAGAUGAUGCAAACCAAUAUCCCUGGUGUAUUUGCUGCAGGGGACGUUGUAACUUUCCCUUUGGCCUUUCGGAAUAACAAAAAAGUGAAUGUACCCCACUGGCAGAUGGCGCAUGUGCAAGGCCGUAUUGCAGCCCUGAAUAUGUUAGCACAGGGUACUGAAAUCAACACUGUUCCCUACCUGUGGACAGCAAUGUUUGGAAAGAGCAUACGAUACGCAGGGAAUGGGGAAGGCUUUGACGAUGUCGUCAUUCAAGGAGACAUUGAAGAAUUCAAAUUUGUGGCUUUUUAUACACGGAACGAUGAGGUCAUUGCAGUUGCCAGUAUAAACUAUGAUCCUAUAGUGUCAAAAGUGGCUGAAGUAAUGGCAUCAGGAAAAACCAUACGGAAGCGAGAUGUAGAGAUAUUUAUUCAUCAUGGCAAAACUGGGGACAUAUCAUGGUUAACAGGAAAGGGAUCUUAGCAUCUCAAGCUGUCCAAAACUGGAACUGAAUCAAACGACGAACAUGCAUGCGGUAUUUGUGCAACUGUCCUGCAGAGAACAUUGUACCUGCCUGGCUUUCACGCAAAACCACACGCUUUCUUUAUAAAUCCUUACCUUCUGCAAAGGUUGUGAAAUGCUGACACCGGAAGAACUGAACUAAAACACCACCUUAAAAACAAUGUUAAUGCUGCAGCAUUAGGUUGUCAUGUGUCCAAUAAUGUGACAGCUGGAUGAGCUUGAUAUACUACAAUUCUCACUACUGGGGUUUGUAAAUACAUUUUGCUAGUAAUUGGAAAAAACGUAUUCUAGAGCUGUGGCCAGACUCUGUAUAAGUCCCCUUUAAGAAUGCAUGGGUAAUGAAAGCAUUUCUGUUCCCGUUCAGAAUAAAAGAUAGUAGAAGAUAGGCACCCAUCAUGCAAGUGUUAAAGACAAAUUAAAAAUAUUUGCUAUUUUUUAUUAUAUACGGUAAAUAGUCUAUCAAACCAUGAUUUGGGUUGAAGGGCAAUGUACAGACAUUAACAGCAGCUGAACAGCUCAUAUAAUAUGAUUUCUAUCAUUGUAGUUUUUUAUUCUGUUCCAGUACCUCUUUUCAGUCAACCACAUGUAUGAAAAAUAGGUACAUUUGAAAAAGUACUGGAUUGUUUAUACUAACAUUCGAUCCUUGUAGCUGAUAUUAUACAGAGCGUUGCUGCUACUCUGUAACAUGUGAAUUUUUCCAAUCACUAUUAAGAUUAGUAUUUUUUUUAAUAACUGCAACACUUUCAUAGUAUUAUUCACUAAAGUGAGAAUUUGAAGCAAAUGUCAAAUGUAGUGCCAAAGUAGCCAAACUGGAAGUAUAACUGACUUAGACAAUGCUUCCAGUGGUUAUGAUGUUAGGCAUACCCUGGCCAUGUUUCCUGGUAAUGGGGAAAACCAUUUUUCAAUGCUUUACCUGCUUAUCAGGACCUGUGCUGGGUCCCUAGGGUCCUCCAGUGGCCACUGAUGAUAUCCAGCUUCUGCAGAGCCCUCUGGCCAUCGAUUGACUGAGAGCAUAAGCUGACUACACCCAAUGAAUGCAAUGCAAGCAUUGGUAACUUGCUAAUGAUGCCCCAAUGAUGCUGCUGGAGGUGGACCUACACAUACAGCAGCAGAUAAGUUAAACUUUGUAUGUGCAGUGUUUCAAUGCAAAACACUGAAAUUACAGACUCUAAACACUAUAAUAACUUAAAAUCACUUAAGAGGUCAUGAUGCUUGGAAUAAACUUUUAAAUUUCAAAUUCAUUUGAAUUGACUUUGAAUUCUCGUUUUAGUAAAUAACCAUGUAGAUGUUUUGGUUUUUUUUCUUACAGCAUGUCACUGACUUAAAGUAAAUAAAAAGUGUAUUCAUGAGUGUUUAUUCAUUAAACUGUGAAUUGUGCAGAUUUAAUAAUUGAACAAAAGAUUUUAGGCUC
This is a messenger RNA of Pelobates fuscus (common spadefoot toad), 3617 nucleotides long. It is a transcript of the gene AIFM3, whose product is annotated as apoptosis inducing factor mitochondria associated 3. The coding region runs from base 350 to 2167 and encodes 605 amino acids. The transcript has 21 exons. The record is from RefSeq and is a predicted model, not a curated record. Gene Ontology annotation, biological process: execution phase of apoptosis. Gene Ontology annotation, molecular function: flavin adenine dinucleotide binding; oxidoreductase activity, acting on NAD(P)H; 2 iron, 2 sulfur cluster binding. Gene Ontology annotation, cellular component: cytoplasm; mitochondrion. Lineage: Eukaryota; Metazoa; Chordata; Amphibia; Anura; Pelobatidae.